CGCGCUUGCCGUAGAUGUUUGAAACAUGUGGAUGAUGAAGUGUGAAGCGCCGUAAAAAGGGGGUCGCUAAAAACAUAAAUAAACUACAUUAACAAGCUUGUAUUACACGCGGGUUGUGGGCUGAUGGCCGAUCGUCAGGCUCCCUCCGUGGCGAGGGACGCGGUGUUGAAGGAGAGCAUCUCUCUGCCGGAGGACAUGCCUCAGAUCAGGGGCUAUGACUUCAACCAGGGCGUGGAGCACAGAGCCCUGCUGCAGUCCUUCCUCUGCACCGGCUUCCAGGCCAGCAGCUUCGGCCUGGCCGUGCAGGAGAUCAACAAGAUGAUAGAGAAGAGACUGGAGGCGGAGCCGGAGCCGGAGGAGCACGAGGGCUGUGAUUCACACACAUCUGCUUCAGGAUGCACCAUUUUCUUGGGCUACACAUCCAACCUGAUCAGCUCCGGCGUGCGAGAGAGCAUUCGCUACCUCGCACAGCACAGAAUGGUCGAUGUGAUAGUGACCACAGCAGGAGGGAUCGAGGAAGACUUUAUCAAAUGUUUAGCACCCACUUACCUCGGUGAGUUCAGUCUGAAAGGCAAAGAGCUACGGCAGCAAGGCAUUAAUAGAAUAGGUAAUCUCUUGGUACCAAAUGAUAAUUACUGUAAGUUUGAAGACUGGCUGAUGCCUAUUUUGGACCAAAUGGUGCUGGAACAAAAAACAGAGGGCACACACUGGACACCCUCCAAAAUGAUCCACAGACUAGGCAAAGAAAUCAACAACCCAGACUCGGUGUACUACUGGGCUUAUAAGAAUGACAUCCCAGUGUUUAGUCCCGCCCUCACUGACGGCUCAUUGGGUGACAUGAUCUAUUUCCACUCGUAUAAGAAUCCCGGCCUGGUGCUUGACAUUGUGGAGGUGAAUAUUCGGCGGCGUUUGAACAGCAAGGCGGUGUUUGCCAAGACCACAGGGAUGAUCAUUCUCGGGGGCCUCGUCAAGCAUCACAUCUCCAACGCCAAUCUCAUGAGGAAUGGAGCAGAUUUUGCGGUGUUUGUCAACACUGGUCAGGAGUUUGACGGCUCCGACUCCGGCGCUCGUCCGGAUGAAGCCGUUUCCUGGGGGAAGAUCCGCAUGGACGCCACACCUGUAAAGAUCUACGCCGAUGCUUCUAUAGUCUUUCCCCUUUUAGUGGCUGAAACGUUUGCACACAACGCCAGCAGACUGAUCAAGGAGAAGAAGAGCGAUUGAUGAAUAUAGAAUUAUCUGUGUAUAUAUCUUAGUUUCUUAUGGUCUUUGCGUGCUGAUGUUUGGCAUAAUAUGUUCGAAAUCAACUUCACUAGUUUACCAGCUUUUAUGUUUAUUUUUGUACCUUUGUGAGAUGGCACAGUGUGUGUUUUAUGGCAUUGCAUCCUUCAGUGUUACUGCACAAAAUCUUGUGCUCUGCUUGUGCAUUUUAUUUUGUCUGGAUGUUUAUAACCUACGUUAUUUAAUUAUUAUACUUGCAUUGCGUGGAUAAUAAAUGAAUCGUCAACAUCUACUGGAAUAUUAAAUAAUGUAUAACAGAAUGUAUAAUAAAUAAAAAAUAUAUAUA
Messenger RNA from Puntigrus tetrazona (Sumatra barb), 1564 nucleotides. Its product is annotated as deoxyhypusine synthase-like. NCBI's taxonomy places the organism in Eukaryota, Metazoa, Chordata, Actinopteri, Cypriniformes, Cyprinidae. The record is from RefSeq and is a predicted model, not a curated record. Gene Ontology annotation, molecular function: deoxyhypusine synthase activity. Gene Ontology annotation, biological process: peptidyl-hypusine biosynthetic process. Gene Ontology annotation, cellular component: cytoplasm.